GCAAUGGAGGGGGCCAAUGUGUUGAAACACAUCGUAACAGCCCAUGCUGCCAUGCAUGUUUGUUUUUAAUAACUGGGGUUGGUUGCUUCCUCCAUUUCUCUAUUUGUUCUCUCUCUCUCAUCAAUACCGGGUCUCUUUCUCUCUCUCUCUCUGCAUCAUAAACCCCCUUAACACCUCAACGAUCGAAGCACAACAACAGCAACCACUGUGCAUUCAAGUUCCCACAAUCAAGAUCACAACUUCUUCUUCUUCUUCUUCUUCUUCUUCUUCAAGGGUUCUUCUGAAUCGAAAAUGGCGAAAGAGGGAGGCCGAUCUUUGGCCGAAACCCCCACUUGGGCCGUAGCCACGGUCGUCUCUGUCAUGGUCGGUCUUGGGUUCUUCGUUCAUGCCUCGCUCAAACAGUUUGGAAAGUGGAUGGCUAGGACUAAGAGGAAAGCUCUUCUUGCUGCUCUGGACAAGAUCAAGGAAGAGCUAAUGCUUUUUGGACUUAUGUCAUUGCUAAUGGGUCAUUGGAUCAUUUUUGUCGCCAAGAUUUGCGUUAAAUCAUCGGCCCUGAGCAGCCGGUUCUAUCCAUGUGUAGCAGACUCUAGUGUUUUGGAGAGACUGUCUCUACAACACCUUACAAUUUCAAGUCCCAAUUAUGUAAACUAUUCAGUUUUUCGCGAGCAGGUCAACAAGCAGAGAAAUUUUUGUCCCGAGGGCCGUGAAUCAUUCGCUUCAUAUGAAAGUCUUGAGCAGCUUCACCGUUUCUUGUUUGUUCUUGGUGUUACCCAUGUAUCAUAUAGCUUUUUUGCCAUUGCCCUUGCCAUGAUCAAAAUUUAUAGCUGGAGAACAUGGGAAAAUCAAGUGAAGUCAAUGGCUCCACAGGAACUACAAGGUUCCCCGCAAUCUGCCUCAAACCACACAAAAAUGAGGCGACUAUCAACUUUCAUUUUUCAUCACACAUCCCAUCCGUGGAGCCAGCAUAGAGUUCUUGUUUGGCUGCUUUGUUUCAGCCGCCAGUUUUGGAGUUCCAUUAAUCGAGCUGACUACAUGGCCUUGCGCUUGGGCUUCAUUACUACUCAUCAACUACCAUUGUCAUAUGAUUUUCAUAAUUAUAUGCUUCGAAGCAUGGAGGAAGAAUUUCGUGAUAUUGUUGGCAUCAGUUGGCGGAGUCUGACAAAUUUGCAGCUUCUGGAUAAAAUUGUGCCUCUCUGGAUUUUUGCCAUAUUAUGCGUUUUCUUGGGGUUUCAUGGAACUAAUCUUUACUUUUGGCUUUCAUUUCUUCCAGCCACUUUGAUCCUGGUGAUUGGUACUAAGCUGCAUCGCAUAGUGGUAAAGUUGGCUGUUGAAAUCAUGGAUACAUGUCCACAGACAGGAGGAGUUCAUCAUCACAUUAAACUGAGGGAUGAACUCUUCUGGUUUGGGAGUCCAAGGCUUCUACUUCGGUUCAUCCAAUUUAUAUCAUUCCAGAAUGCAUUUGAGAUGGCAAUGUUUGUCUGGUCAUUGUGGGAAACUAAUCAACCCUCAUGUUUCAUGGAGAAUCGUAGCUUCAUUGUGGUCCGGUUAACAUUUGGACUUGUCUCUCAGUUCUGGUGUAGCUUCAUCACAUUCCCACUCUAUGUUAUCGUCACACAGAUGGGUUCAAAGUUCAAGAAAUCCAUAGUUUCUGAAAGUGUUAGAAGAUCACUUCAUGGAUGGCAAAGAAGGGUAAAGUCGAGGCACGUUGGUCCGUCUUUUGCCCUCUCUAAGGAGAAAAAAUCAAACACAUCGUUGGAUUCUGAGCAAGAUGAGAUAGACAGAGUUGAUAGUGUUCCCUCGAUCAUAGGUUGCGAAGAUACCUCGGGCUCAAACCAACAUGUCUCUAUAGUGCAGGACUCUGAAAUUUCACUUAGUGAUGAGAAACACGAUCCACUUUGUAUGGGUCCUUCUUACGAUAGUUAUGAUGAUGACUCCAGUGAUGAAUCUGAUGACUGUAAUGGCAUUAAUGAUGCCAAAGAUCGUUCACGUCUUCUUCAACUACCUUAAGCUAAUUUAUAUGUUUCAAUUUUCAAUUUUCUACA
Messenger RNA from Camellia sinensis, 2042 nucleotides. The record is from RefSeq and is a predicted model, not a curated record. Lineage: Eukaryota; Viridiplantae; Streptophyta; Magnoliopsida; Ericales; Theaceae.